Molecule: messenger RNA, 1488 nt
Organism: Eurytemora carolleeae
Lineage: Eukaryota; Metazoa; Arthropoda; Copepoda; Calanoida; Temoridae
Product: gastrula zinc finger protein XlCGF26.1
Exons: 4
Coding region: 39-1433 (464 amino acids)
Source: RefSeq, a predicted model, not a curated record
AUAAACUAAAUAGUAAAUAUGUUUUCGUGUAUUUAAAUAUGGCGAAUUUUAAACUUGGAGGCCUGUCUUUGCGGAUUUGGAUAAAUGAAUUGGACGAUGCAGUUGUAAUAUUUGCAGAUCCUUGGUUCAAUCAGUUCAGUGACAUGGUCAAAUAUCCUGACAUUGUUAAAAUUGUAUCCUCCCUAAUUUGUGAAAAUAAUGAAUUAGAAUUCAACAAUCGUGAUUUCAAAAAAAGAAAUGAAAAAAAGGCAGAAAAAAGUAUUAUAAUAACCCAAGACUUAAAAAGAGACGUAGAUUUGAUCCGUGAGGAAACCAUCGAAGAUGAAUUCAUCAAGAAACUCCAAAAAAGUGCGGAUACCUUAAAAGAGGCUGAGUUCAAAGAGAGUACUGAGGAAGAUCUUGAGAUAAAAUUUGAUGAAGAAGAAGAAGAAGAUAUAAAGAUUAAGGUAGAAGAAGAUAUGUCUACGCUUGAUGAUCUUCAGGCAGAUAUUAGUUUUCAGACAGAAGAGAAAGAUCCACCGAUUGAAAAGAUAUCAACUGGUGAGUUUUCUUGUAAGAUCUGUAACAAAGUGUUAAGCUCCAACAGUAAUGCCUUGAAACAUAUUAAAAUUCACGGACUGUUCAUUGAACCUGUCUCAGCCAGAACCUGCUCUAAUUGUGACAAAGUAUUUAAAUAUGCAACUCUUUGCAAACUACACAUGAAGAGAACUUGUAAUUAUAAAAACCAUAAAUGUGAUAUAUGUGAACUAGAUUUUACAACUCUAAAACUGCUAAAAGAACACACAGUGAGAUCACACAAUUUGGUUUGUUCUUCUGAAGAAAUCCCCAGUUUAAAAUGUAAUGAAUGUGAAACAGAUUUUAUAAGCAAAAAGGAUUUGGUUCAGCAUGUGGAAAGUGUUCACAGUGGAACCAAAUAUUCAUGUGAUAUUUGCAAUGCCUCCUUGUCAAACGAAAGAAAUUUAAAACGACACAUUAAAUAUGUACACGAAGUACUGGUGAGAAAUUAUGCUUGUGAUAUUUGUGGGAAAGCAUUUAAAGACAAUCGAGCUCUUAGAAAUCAUUUUAAAAUUCAUAACACUGAAAAUAUCCUACUUCCAUGUAUUGAUUGUGGAAAAAUGUUUUCCAACAAAAAUGGACUGAAAGCACACAUUAGAAGUUUACACGAGCGGGAUAAUAAACAUGUUUGUGAAGAAUGCGGGAAAGGCUUCAUAAAUCUUUGUAGCCUAAGGACGCACGGAGAGAUGGUGCACAUGAAGGGGAGCGUGCACGUUUGCCAGGAGUGCGGAGUUGAGGUGCUCGGUAAGAAUAGAUUAAGAAAUCAUAUUCAAAGAAAUCAUCUCCUGGAUCAAAAGUUUUUAGCCUGCAAAUAUUGUCAGAAGGAGUUUCCCAAGAAGAAGCUGAGAGCACAUGUAGUAAAGGAGCACAAAAUUUAAGAUUUCAAGUUCUCGUGCACAUUUUGUGCAAAGGAAAAUCAUUAUUUUUAACUUC